Messenger RNA from Symbiodinium pilosum, 776 nucleotides. NCBI's taxonomy places the organism in Eukaryota, Dinophyceae, Suessiales, Symbiodiniaceae. The record is from the annotation of a GenBank genome assembly.
GGAGCGCCGGGCUUUGCCACCACGGCAGCGGCGCGACUGCCGGCCCUGAGGUCGCUGCUCCAGGAGAAGCGAAUUGUUCGCGUUAUCGAGGUCCACAGUGGUUUCUCUGCCCUCGUUGUAGACGCGGCACGGGCCUCCCGAAGUGGCAGAGAGGUCACAUUUGACUGUCUGUGGUCGUCCUCUUUGACGUCCAGUGCCAUCAAAGGCAAGCCAGACAUAGAAACAGUGACAACCUCCGAGCGGCUCCACAUCGUGGACGACGUCAUCGAGGUGUCUGAUAAACCUAUCCUCUACGAUGGGGACACAGGUGGUGCGAAAGAGAUCUUUGCUUUCACCGUGCGGAAGCUCGAGCGUUUGGGCGUCUCCGGGGUGGUCAUCGAGGACAAGUGUGGGCUGAAGCAGAACUCCCUCUUCGGGACGGACAGAGUCCAGACCCUGGAGGAUGUGGACGUCUUUUGCGAAAAGAUCCAAGCCGGCAAGCAGGCUCAGGUCACCCCUCACUUCAUGAUCUUUGCCCGCCUGGAGGCCUUGAUUGCUGGGCUCGGGGAGGAAGAGUGCCUCCGGCGAGCGCGUGCCUACGUGACGCAGGGAGGCGCCGACGGCGUGAUGAUCCACUCCAAGGAGAAGGAGGGGGCCGACAUCUUCUCCUUCAUGAAGCGCUGGAGGAAGGAGUUUCCCGACGUCCCGGUCAUUGCCGUGCCUACGACCUACAACCAUGUCACCGAGGAGGAGCUGCAGGAAGCCGGUGUCAAUAUCUGCAUCUAUGCAAACCAGCU